This is a messenger RNA of Fusarium venenatum, 426 nucleotides long. RefSeq lists its product as uncharacterized. Lineage: Eukaryota; Fungi; Ascomycota; Sordariomycetes; Hypocreales; Nectriaceae. The record is from RefSeq and is a predicted model, not a curated record.
AUGCAGUUCAACAUCAUUGCCUCUCUUGUCCUCGUCAUUGGCCUCGUCGCGGCUACCCCAACUCCCGAGCACUCUCUCGAGAAACGCGAGGAUCGACCUGUGUGGCGAGUUCGUGCCUUUACAGACGAUCUCUGCAACGAAGACAACGAGACUGGAACUUGGUCACAUGACCAAGAAAAGUGCGAGAACCUGGAUAACUUCUCCGUCGAUGUCCUCGGCAUCACUGGUGAAGUUGAUGGAACCAUCUUGGGCGCCGCGUGCAGCUGGCAAAUCAUGGCACAUAGAGAGUUGGACUGUGAGGGUGCACUCCCAGAGGACCGACCUGUUAGCACAAGCAUCUGCAGGAACGUUGGUUCAUCUUUUGGAUCAGUUGAGCGAAAUCCUAUCAAGAGCUUCAGUGUUGCCAAGUUCGGUCCCUGCGACUAG